AGUGUCUCCAUCCACCUAUAUAAACUCUCAAAGAGCUGUGAAGCUCAAAGCACCAUCUAGAUUGGACUAGCAAGAAUCCAUGGCUAUGCAAGGCAGAACCGGCAUAGCCCUCAUAGCGGCGCUCUGCGCCGUGUGCUUGCUGCCAGGUCUGGCCACGGCGCAGCUCCGGGUGGGGUUCUACCAGAAGAGCUGCCCCAACGCCGAGGCGCUUGUCCGGCAGGCUGUGGCGGCCGCCUUCACCAAGGACGCUGGCAUCGCCGCCGGCCUCAUCCGGCUCCAUUUCCAUGACUGCUUUGUCAGGGGCUGCGACGCCUCAGUUCUGCUGGCCACCAACCCCGGCGGUGGCAGGACAGAACGGGUGGCUCCUCCGAACAACCCCAGCCUCCGCGGCUUCGAGGUGAUCGACGCGGCCAAGGCCGCGCUCGAACGGAGCUGUCCCCGCACCGUCUCCUGCGCCGAUAUCCUCGCCUUCGCGGCGCGCGACAGCAUCACCCUCACCGGCAACGUAGUCUACUCUGUCCCCGCCGGCCGCCGCGACGGCAGCAUCUCUCGCGAGGAGGACGCCAACAACAACCUGCCCCCGCCGACCUUCACCGCGCAGCAGCUCAUCGACCGUUUCAAGAACAAGACCCUCACCGCCGAGGAGAUGGUCCUCCUCUCCGGCGCCCACACCGUCGGCCGGUCCUUCUGCUCCUCCUUCGUCGACCGCAUCUGGAACGGCAACACGCCCAUAGUGGAUGCAGGGCUGAGCCCGUCGUACGCGGCGCAGCUGCGGGUGCUGUGCCCGUCGAACACGUCGCAGGCGACGGCGCCGAUCGACCCGGGCUCGCCCAACGUGCUGGACAACAACUACUACAAGCUGCUGCCGCGCGGCAUGGGGCUCUUCUUCUCCGACAACCAGCUGCGGGUCGACGGGAACCUGAACGUGCUGGUGAACCGCUUCGCGGGGAACGAGACCCUGUGGAAGGAGCGCUUCGCGACCGCCAUGGUGAACAUGGGCCGCAUCCAGGUGCAGACCGGGAACUGCGGCCAGGUACGGCUUAACUGCAACGUCGUCAACCCGAUGUCGUCGUCGGUCAGCCUGGCGGGCUCAGUCGAAGAUGAUGGCCUCGCUGCCACGAGCUAGCCGAGAAUGACGCAUCGCCACGAAGUAGCCGAGACUGACGCACACACUUGGUGCACCGGCCGCGUCAGUUUGCCCUCUUUUUCAUCGGAUUUGCUAAUAAUCAGUGUUUUACUCGCCGUCGCCCAUGUCUUUUUUUUUUUAGAAUCAUCGUCGCCCAUGUCUGCACCGUGCAUGUGUGCACUUUUAUUUUAUUUUACGUCCGAGUUGCCGCAUGUGCCGAGUUUGUUUUGUCGCCAAUCGGAAUGGAACUCUACGCCUUCGUUAA
Aegilops tauschii subsp. strangulata is the source of this 1391-nucleotide messenger RNA. Its product is annotated as peroxidase 1. The record is from RefSeq and is a predicted model, not a curated record. NCBI's taxonomy places the organism in Eukaryota, Viridiplantae, Streptophyta, Magnoliopsida, Poales, Poaceae. Gene Ontology annotation, biological process: hydrogen peroxide catabolic process; response to oxidative stress. Gene Ontology annotation, molecular function: heme binding; peroxidase activity.